This is a messenger RNA of Capsella rubella, 1258 nucleotides long. RefSeq names its product naringenin,2-oxoglutarate 3-dioxygenase. NCBI's taxonomy places the organism in Eukaryota, Viridiplantae, Streptophyta, Magnoliopsida, Brassicales, Brassicaceae. The record is from RefSeq and is a predicted model, not a curated record. The coding region runs from base 70 to 1119 and encodes 349 amino acids. The transcript has 3 exons.
AGAGGCAUCCAAACACAGCAUAAAGCACUUUUCACUUAGCCUCAAAACUCUUGUCUCACUUUUGUAACAAUGGAGGAACUUGAUCCAACUUACAUCCAAGCACCAGAGCAUAGAUCAGAUUCGAAUUUCAUCCCUAACCAACCGGAAGAAAUACCCGUGAUCGAUCUCUCGCGUCUCGACGAUCCUGAAGAUGUCCAAAACGUUAUCUCAGAGAUCGGUGACGCCUGUGAAAAAUGGGGUUUUUUUCAGGUGAUCAAUCACGGUGUGCCUUGUGACACAAGGCAGCUUGUGGAGAAGACUGUGAAGACGUUUUUCGAUUUGCCUAUGGAAGAGAAGGUAAAGGUGAAGAGAGACGAGGUGAAUCCAGUUGGGUAUCACGAUGAAGAACACACGAAGAACGUUAGGGAUUGGAAAGAAGUGUUCGAUAGUUACUUCAAAGAUCCAAUGGUGAUUCCUUCUUCCACUGAUCUUGAAGAUGAUGGCUUAAGGCUUGUUUACAACCAGUGGCCUCACUUUCCUUCUGAUUUCAGGAAAUCAUGUGAACAAUAUGCAAGACACGCUGAGAAACUAGCGUUGAAGCUCAUAGAACUCAUUUCAUUAAGCUUAGGCUUACCAAAAGAGCGUUUUCAUGAUUACUUCAAAGAACAAAUGAGUUUUUUAAGGAUAAAUCGUUAUCCACCAUGUCCAAGACCAGAUCUAGCUUUAGGUGUUGGUCACCACAAAGACGCAGACGUAAUAAGUGUAUUGGCUCAAGAUGAAGUUGGAGGAUUACAAGUGAGUCGUAGAUCGGACGGUGUUUGGUUUCCCAUUAGACCCGUCCCUGAUGCUCUUGUCAUCAAUAUAGGCAAUUGUAUGGAGAUAUGGACGAAUGAUAAGUAUUGGAGUGCAGAGCAUAGAGUGGUGGUGAACACAACAAGAGAGAGAUACUCAAUACCGUUCUUUUUGUUGCCUUCACAUGAUGUGGAAGUGAAACCAUUGGAAGAGCUUGUGAGUCCUGAAAACCCUCCAAGAUACAAAGGCUAUAAAUGGGGCAAGUUCUACGUCAGUAGGAACCGAAGCGAUUUUCGAAAACUGGAUACCGAAAACAUCCAGAUCGAUGACUUCAAAGUUUUCAAUUAAUAGACUACAAUGUGUCUCAAUGUGUUUUAUGUUUUACGAAUCAUUUCAUUCAAAUAAUGUGUGCGGGCCUGAAUUCGUGUCAGAACCAAUACUUUGAAAGUGGCAAGAUUUGUAGGUGCCAUUGAGAUUUCUUUUUUCU